CAGACAGAAAACAUCUCGAUUCUCUACGAAAAGCAGCCAUUCCUGAAGAGCCUACCGAGUGCCACAGCGCUUCACCAGGUGGUACCUGCGGCACCGUCUCAACAGGCGCACAGAGAGAAUAACGCGAAGGACGUCAGUUGCACUACACUGAGGUGCUGCAGCAGCCAUGGGUACCAUAGUGCAUGUGGAAAUACAGCAAAUUCACUGGAUUUGCUCCUGACAGUCCACCAUCGCUAGCUGUUAGCGGUUUCACACAGACAUUUCUGUUUCAAACAUGCAAUUCUUACACCUCGUACUUAGCUGGGACAUACCGAUGCAAUGUCUUGCUGAUAACUCAGAGGCAAAUUGGUCGACAGGCUUCAACAAUCAAUUACAGCGUUCUCGCUUGUGCUUUCUCGGUGGAGGGCAGCGGCCGAAAUGUUGUGAGAGUAAUCAACUUCGCAGCUUAACUGUUUUGAAGUCAUAUUCCAUGUAGAAAGGUCUAAACUUGAUAAAAUUGCUUAACAUUAGAGGUAAAGAAAAAUGCAUAAUAUAUACUUCGAGAAGAUUGAAUAUACUUUUCGAGAAAGAGGCGCAUUCUGAGAGGUCAGUCACUUUCUGUAUGAGGUAGGAGCUAGAAGAAGGAACACCUUUCUGAAGUUAUGCAUAGUCAUUUUGGUUCACGAUCCUUUAAUGACUGAAGCCCACCAAGCUGUUUUCAAAACACCCAGCUUUUUGAUUAAAAGCAUUUCUGAAGCAGCAACAAAGGAACGCAAACCUUAAUGAGGCCACACCUUACCCCUGUGAGGUGGACAAGGAUAAAGCUCAUCACUUUAACUCCUGGGGGGAGGGACACUGCUCUUGAUUGACAGCACAAAGCCAGGACAUGCAAUAUUUUACAAAAGCAAUGGAUAAUGUUCUGUACAGCUAAACCUGGAGGGAAUGUUUAGACACACUACAAAAAUACCUAAUUUGAAGCUGAAAUGGGGCCCUGGGGCUAUCGUAUCUGCACUGAUAAAAAGAUUCAAUAUGUAAUAACGAAUCUCAGUAUUUAAGUCUCACUGAUCUUUUAAGCCAGCACCUCUAGCAGGAGAAUAUCACCUAACACUUUUCCUAGGGCAUUAACAAAUGCUGGAUCAAAAGGAAGAUGUUACUUAUAGUUUCCCCAAUACUGCUAGCACUCACUUUACAGCCUUGCUCCUUCUUUCAUCUAGACCAAUAUAACCAAAGCUUAGUUAGUUUAUAAAGCAUGUCAUAAGAAGCAGCAUAUCUUAAGUACUCAUGUAGCAGGAAGGGCACUGUUCAUCUGGAUUUGAACACAGCUGUGUUACCUGCAUGGACAGCAAAAGGAGUCAGUCAUCCGUAACUUACUUCCUUAACUUCCCUUUAGUAUAGAACAAUCUUAUGUUCUUGUACGACAAACGAGGAAGUGGAGCAGACAGAUUGUUUGCUCACCUAAAGCCUAAUGCAAAGUAAACUGAACUUUCAUCUAGACCACCAAAAACAUAUUUCCCUCUGUUGCAGCACAGUAGUCUGGCUCCUCAUGGGAGAUGAAGGUGCUCACAGAGCAGGGGCUCUGGGUGGACACCAAGGCCUAUGUCUCCAGAAGGACCCAGUCAUGUAUUUAUCCCGGGGGAAGAACUGCAGGGCUGCAGCCCCUCCAGGAGACUGAAAAUGCACAAGGGACAAUGUUGCCACACUCAGACUGUGCACUUACCACCAAAAAGGUGUGAAGGUUCACAUCACCUGCAGUCAACUCCUCUUGCAGCAAAUUAAAAGGUCACACCCUGCCUGCAGUCCCUUAAAUCAGUGUCACCCCACCCCCUGCCAGAACGGGGAAGCAGCCACGACCCUGGCCACCAGGUUUUCCCCUGCCAAUAUGCAUCCCACCCUCAUUUAGGAGACUUUAUUUGGUGUACUCAAACCUAUCAGAUGCACAGCUCACUGAAAACACCACCAAUGGGACUACCAGAAACAGAAUCGCCCCUUGUCACUGUGCCCUUGGCACAGACAAAGCUGGCUGAGUGCACGCACCAACAGCAAGGCUUUCCUGUGUGGAGCUUGACUGAGGUUUUACACCCCUCAUGGGGUGUCAUUCUUCUACUAGUAUCAUCUUUCUGCUGAUUUCAUACAGCCUGAAAUAUAAUCAAGUAUAUUCAUGCUCAUGGCAUAUGAAUUCAGUACAAUUUGUUUAAACCCAAAAUGAAACAUGCAAAGGCACUUCCACUGGCUACAACCACAAUCUUAUUGCAUAAUCAGCACAUAAUAUUUGCCUCAAACUGAUUUCCCAUUGAUGCCUACAGAUUUUAGACCUUUGCUUUUGGAAUAAAACUCAGCCUGAAUAAAACGUUGUACAAACAGCAACUAAUAUUCACAAUCUCCCUGCCAGAGCAGAUACAUAUUUUAAAGUCUUUUGUACAUAUGGCAACACUGAGCAGUUGAAUGACACCGCCCAAGAUAAUCAGCAAACAAAUAUGAGAGCUGGAUGUUCCUCCAGGCCAACUUCCCCGCAGUGGAUGAGGCAGUAUCCAGAGGAGACCCUACACUUCAGAGGAGAGCCCAGUCUUGCUGAAUUGCGUAGCAUUGCCCCAGAAUAAAAGCUUGUGAAUAAUAUUCCCACAGAACAUUCUGUGUAACUUUUGUCAAAUUGGAAAUAACUCACUAUUUAUGAAAUAAUAUUUUAAAAGGGGCCACUGUUACCUCAUAGUACAAAGUCAGUGACUAUUGCUCAUUUCCAAACUGCACAGGAGUGACAGUGCUUAAGAAGAACAAAAUGAGCAUCUGAACAAAGAACAUGCUGUUUUGUGUUAUAUUUGAACCAGCUUUACCUGCAGAAGGCCCUUCAAAAAUCAUGUCAGUGCCAAAUCGAAAAUUUGUGUGCCAACGUGUGCCACCUCAUGAAUUAGAAGUAGUUAAUUUUGUAUCACUAAAAUGACAGUUGUGGUCAGUAUGGAAGUCACAUGUGAGUUGUGUUACUACUAUUGUUUCUAUUCCUAAACCAACAUAGGAUUCUUUCUGCAUUGUUUGCCUAAGAGUAAACAAAAUGCACUUCCCGUUUAGCCAAAGAUUUUAAUGAGGGAUUUUCCAGCAUUUGGGGAAGUGUGUGGUUUUUUACUGGAACAGGAGACUUAAUUUUAAUCAAAGCAAUAGUCAUCACACAAAAUCCUGCCUUCACUUCGGAAAAGUUAGAUUAGGUUUCAACUUCUGCUGAUCAAGGAAAAGCUUGAACUUGCUCGAGCCUAAGCUGCCUCAUGAGGUCUCUAAAAUCCACUCAUCGUGCUCUGAUGUAGUUAUGCAGCUCUGGUCAUGAUACAGUCCCGUUCUAGACCACUCAUUUCUUCCUCCCUGAGUUUACACCCCAAGCCUCUCGCUCUGUGCAUUUCUGCUCUGGAGCACGGUCCGUGGGGAGGGCAGCGGUACUGCGGCUCCGCGGAGCUGCCAGAGCUGGCGGGCGGAAGGGACGAGGGGGAGCCCGGGGCUCGCCGGCUUCUGCUGCGCUCUGAGGCAACCUGGGGCAGCCGGGGCACCCUGCGACAGCUUGGGGCUCCUGCUGCGCCCUGGGGCAGCCUGGGGCACCUGGAGCAGCCCGGGGCGUCCUGGGGCAACCUGGGGGUCCUGCUGCGCUCUGGGGCAGCCCGGGACGCCUGGGGCAGCCGCCGAGCAUGCCCCGGUGGCUCUCGGCAGCCCCGAAGCUGCCGCCGCCGCGUCGCGCCCUCCGCUCCGACCGGGCAGGUGCGGCGGAGGAGCGGAUCUGGGCUUGUCUCGGCGGCCAGCUCACGGCUGGGGAAACUGCCUCGCCCCGCGGGAGCCGCGCCGGGGGCUCGGGGAAGAAAGGCGGGCCGGCCGGAGGACGCGGAGGGGAACGGCUGGAGUGCGUGCUGACCCCCUCUGCCAGGGGGUGCCGGCGGGAAGCGCCUGAGGGACGGCGGGGCCGCAGCCGAACGGGCUGGCGGCUCCCGGGCCAGCCUGCCCCGUACAGGCAGCGGUGGAGCGCAGCUCGGCAGUGGUUACUUCAGGCACACAAAGAAGGAGUUCUCGCUCCUCAGGAAACCCUGCAAGUUCGGAUCGCUACUGCAAGAACAUUUGUCUCAGUGGAUUAUCUUCACCGGCAGGACCCCAGCCAGAAUGAAACCAGUUCACGUAGCCCUGCUCUAUCUCGGCUCUGUGACCUUCUUCGGGGUGGAUGCUGCAAGGGUGGACGUAGCGACAGAGUUCAAAAGAAAAUGGACGAAAUGGGCACUAAGCCGAGCCAAACGGGACGUGAAGCCUUCGGGCGCGCUCCGAGGGCUGGCGGCAGCCGCCGACGUGCAGCCGCUCAUACGCACCCAGGACGUGAAGGAGGAUCUCCGAGUAUCGCAUCCCAGCAGCCGGGAGGAUGCUCACAUCCGCGUCAAGCGCUACCGCCAGAGCGUUAGCAGCUUCCCCCACUUCCAAGCCGUCCGCACGGGGUGCCGCUUCGGGACGUGCACGGUGCAGAUGUUGGCCCACCAGCUCUACCGCCUCGCCGGCACGGGCAAGGACGGCUCGGCCCCUGCCAGCAAGAUCAGCCCGCAGGGCUACGG
This is a messenger RNA of Phalacrocorax carbo (great cormorant), 4541 nucleotides long. The record is from RefSeq and is a predicted model, not a curated record. Lineage: Eukaryota; Metazoa; Chordata; Aves; Suliformes; Phalacrocoracidae.